AUUGCUACAUCGAAUCGUUGGGGUGGGAGAAACAACCCUUCCGCACCCGCGAUUUCUCCAUACCCACUCCUGUGGAAUUCCACUCUGUCUCAACUGCAGGGGACCUGCCCAAUCCAUGUGUCCCACUCUUGCACGUACUGAACAAUGGACUUCAUUUUCCGCCAAUUCUUAGCUUUUUUUAUCCUUCCCGCUACACGACUUUCAGCUAUUUCCCAAUUGGCUUUGUGCAGAGUCAUGUGGGUUGACGCGGUUCCACGUUAAGUAUGUAACAGCCCCGCCAGAUACUCUUGUGUUAAACUCUAGCAACUGAUAGAUUCCUCACCGAGCAGCGACUCCUUCUGCUCACUUCCAGUAUGAUCAAAUGGGAAAUGAUUGACAUCGGGCUGAUCCAGAACAGAAUACAGCCAUCAAGGAAACUGAGACCUUCAAAUGUAAUUGUGAUGCUUUCAUUGAUUACCCUAAUAAGAUCUACAAUUUUGCCAAUUGGCUUAAAGAACAGAACAUUCUCUUUCGUUUCAUUGACUGGAACUUACGUGGAAUUGCUCAGGUGAUGUUUGUCAACAAUUCAUUCAGUGGUAUUAUUAUCUUGGCCGGUUUAAUUAUGCAGAAUCCAUGGUGGGCACUGAAUGGCAUCGUGGGCACUAUGUUCUCAACGCUGUCUGCAGUUUUGCUCGGUCAGAACAGAUCCCAAAUUGCAACAGGACUUCAUGGCUACAAUGGCAACUUGGUUGGCCUUCUGCUGGCUGUUUUUUCUAAUAAAGGAGAUUGGUAUUGGUGGCUGCUUCUGCCUGUGUUUGUCAUGUCAGUUGUCUGUCCUGUGCUUUCUAGUGCAUUAACCUCCGUGAUGAAAAAUUGGGACCUGCCAGUAUUCACUCUGCCGUUCAAUAUUGCUGUAUGGAUGUAUUUGGCUGCUACAAGACACAAUAUUUACCUUCCCCAGAAUUUUAUUCAACCCAUAAAUCCAUCACCAAACUACACAUGGUCAGAGCUCAAUGUUCCAAUGCUUCUGAGAGCUAUUCCAGUGGGAGUUGGGCAGGUUUACGGCUGCAACAAUCCCUGGGCUGGCGGCAUUUUCCUUGUUGCAUUGGUUAUCGCAUCUCCUAUCGUCUGCCUGCAUGCUGUAAUCGGAUCGUCUCUUGGUAUAUUAGCAGGAUUAUCCCUGGAUUCACCAUUUCAGAAAAUCUACGAUGGAUUGUGGAGCUGCAACAGUGUCCUGGGUUGUAUUGCAGUGGGUGGAAUGUUCUAUGCCCUGACAUGGCAGACCCAUCUUUUGGCAAUACUAUGCGCAAUUUUCUGUGCAUAUUUAGGCGAAGCGCUGAUGAAUACAAUAUCUGUGAUUGGAUUACCUGUAUGUACUUGGCCGUUCUGCCUUUCUACAAUUAUUUUUCUUCUGAUGACCAGUAACAACAGAGCAAUUUAUAAAUUGCCACUCAUCAAAGUCACCUGCCCUGAGGAGAACAGAAAGUUUUACAAGGAUAUGCGUAAACAUGAACAACCCGAAUGAAUUGAUGCAUAAUUUAAAAAUCUUAAUGGAUUAUCUAUGUUUUAUACCUGUGCAAACCACAUUGUUUACCUCGUUCUUUCAUGCUAUUUGAUAUUUUCAAUAGUACAUGUUAAAGCUUUAUUUAAUUUUUGAUUAUCAAGAAGUCAAUGAAGAUGCUACCAUUUUGGGGUACCUUUUCAUGUUAACUGAUAACAUUAUGCCAAAGAG
Leucoraja erinaceus (little skate) is the source of this 1711-nucleotide messenger RNA. Its product is annotated as urea transporter 2-like. The record is from RefSeq and is a predicted model, not a curated record. NCBI's taxonomy places the organism in Eukaryota, Metazoa, Chordata, Chondrichthyes, Rajiformes, Rajidae. Gene Ontology annotation, molecular function: urea transmembrane transporter activity. Gene Ontology annotation, cellular component: membrane. The transcript has 9 exons. The coding region runs from base 551 to 1504 and encodes 317 amino acids. Gene Ontology annotation, biological process: urea transmembrane transport.